AUGGAGGAGCGGGCACCAAAACGCCCACGAGAACCUGCUCCCAGUGAUUGUUGUGGAAGCGGAUGCUCAAGGUGUGUCUGGGAUGUUUAUUUUGACGAACUUGCAAGGUACGAGGAAUAUGCUAAGGGUUCGGAGGCGCAGGCAAUAGAGCUAGAUGAGGACGAGGAAGACGAAACGGGUUCAUCAUCCGACGAUGACAAUGAUGAGACACAUAAUUUUGUAGGCUCCGUUGUGAUUAAAUACAUAGAUGUUCCUACGAAUAAAGACGCGGUUAUAACACCGAUGGUGGCUUUGUCCAGAAUUUUGGGGCAUUUUUCACCUAUUUGUGAUGCCCGCGUGGUGAUGAGCAGUAGUUCCCAUUUAGUUGAUGGUAACGUUUUGCAGGAGGAUCAAGAUCAUGCAGUAGAAAUCGUCGAUGUAUUGUUAGAUAAUAGAUGCAGACCUGGGGAGCCAAUGAACUCUGUUUUGCCUAUACCGGGGGAUGUCGCAGAGAUAUUUGUUCCCAACGAUUAUGACGUACAUAGAUCAGGAUAUUAUGGAGAGGUAGAGAAGCUAUGUGCUCACCUCAAUCUUAAUCCAAACCAAUGGUGUGAAAUUCACCGAUCUCCGUUUGUGCCUUCAACUCAUUUUCCCCCUUGGUUGCCGUUGCAAUGUCCAGUUCAAAUUUGGGUGUUGCUUGCAUAUUUUGUUGAUAUUAGUAGUUGUGGUUACCUUCUGCGUCCUGCCUUUUUUCAGACGUUAUUGCGUCUUGCCAUGUCGAAUCAAACUCAUCAGCCUCUUGUCAUGGCAGAAAGGGGAGCGGGCUCUAUGAAACUAUUAGAGCACUGUGCCUCAAAGGAGGUGGCGCCAUUUAUCUACAAGAAGAUUAUGAAUGGUGGUUCGGCUCUUUGCUAUCCACAUCUAAUUGAUAUGUUUCACGUUUUUCCCUUUGUAAAACUUCCUCUGGCUCGACUGUUGGAGGUGAGUGGACCAUUGCGACCGCGGCGGUUUAGUGUAGCCAACUACACACUGGAUGAUUCUUCUGCAGAGGGACAACCGCGUUCCAUACAGUUGUGUCUUCGGAGGGUUGAUAUCAGUAAGGUGACGGUUGACAACUCGGGGGAAUGA
Trypanosoma rangeli is the source of this 1107-nucleotide messenger RNA. Its product is annotated as putative oxidoreductase. NCBI's taxonomy places the organism in Eukaryota, Euglenozoa, Kinetoplastea, Trypanosomatida, Trypanosomatidae. The coding region runs from base 1 to 1107 and encodes 368 amino acids. The record is from RefSeq and is a predicted model, not a curated record. The transcript has a single exon. Gene Ontology annotation, molecular function: FMN binding; flavin adenine dinucleotide binding; NADPH-hemoprotein reductase activity. Gene Ontology annotation, cellular component: cytosol.